AUGAAUAUCUUCAGGCUUUUAGCCGAUUUUUCCCACCUGGCGUCCAUCUUCGUUCUUCUGCAGAAGAUGAAGUCGACAAGUAGUUGCUCUGGUUUAUCUUUCAAAUCACAAGUACUCUACCUUCUUGUUUUUGUCACUCGUUAUCUUGAUCUGUUCUGGACAUUCUUCGAUUCGCUAUACCUCACGACCUUCAAGCUACUCUUUAUCGGCUCAUCGGCCUAUAUCAUCUACCUCAUGCUGAACGACUACAAGCCGACCCACGACCCCAACAUUGACACUUUUAAGGUUCAAUACCUGCUGGGAAUCAGUGCGAUCCUAGCAGUGCUUUUCCCACAUGAUUACCGUUUCUCCGAGAUCCUCUGGACUUUCUCCAUUUGGUUAGAGUCCGUCGCCAUCUUGCCGCAGCUGUUCAUGUUGCAAAGGACAGGAGAAGCCGAUACAAUUACCACUCACUACCUAUUUGCCCUGGGCCUGUACCGGGCCCUCUAUAUCCCGAACUGGAUGUACCGGUAUUUCACUGAGUCCCACUUCCAACGAUCUUUCCAACCCGUCCCCAUCAUCGCCGGCAUCAUCCAGACCUUGCUUUACUCUGAUUUCUUCUACAUCUACUACAACAAGGUGUUGAAAGGAAAGAGGUUCUCCCUUCCCGUCUAG
This is a messenger RNA of Penicillium odoratum, 654 nucleotides long. RefSeq lists its product as uncharacterized. The transcript is spliced from 6 exons. NCBI's taxonomy places the organism in Eukaryota, Fungi, Ascomycota, Eurotiomycetes, Eurotiales, Aspergillaceae. The record is from RefSeq and is a predicted model, not a curated record. The coding region runs from base 1 to 654 and encodes 217 amino acids. Gene Ontology annotation, cellular component: cis-Golgi network; endoplasmic reticulum; membrane. Gene Ontology annotation, biological process: protein retention in ER lumen; endoplasmic reticulum to Golgi vesicle-mediated transport. Gene Ontology annotation, molecular function: ER lumen protein retrieval receptor activity.